GUCUUUUUUAUGUCUUUUUGAUCACAUACUGGAUCAUGACUGUCUGCAAAAAGAGAUUGUGGCCUUCACAAGUGUACCUAAAUCUUGUUAUGUUUUGUUUAAUUGUUAUUAUUUGGAAGUACCAAAUUUGUUAUAGAACAAAUCCAUUUAAGCUAGAUAUUUAUUUUUACCAUAUUUCUUAACUCAUGAGAAAUGGCAGAAUAGAUGAGAUUUUAAUGAGGCAUAAUCUUCCCCAUUAAUUUCAGAUGAUUUCAGCAUGAUUCCAUUUAUCUUAAAUGCUCAUCAGCUUAAUUUCAACAUCAGUAGUAAUAGAAAUCAUUCCAUCUGAAUAGUCUUAAUUAUAAUUAUACUUUUCUAGGCACUAUUAUCAGGCUAACACACACCUUCAGUGCUUGUUGGAGACCUCCAGUGCAGGGGUAGGGUAAUAAUAAUGAUGCACUCUGGACUAUUAUUCUUAAUGGGUUAGAAAAUACACUUUCCAAAAUGAAAACUAAGGCACAUCAUAGUUAUAAAAUUUUAUUAUAUUGUUUUAUAAAAUAAAUUUCCAAAAUAGGUUGUUAACAUGUCUGUCAGCUUGUUAAUUUAAACGGUGGAAAAAAAAAACUUUUUGACAGUUGUGUGGCAUUGUGUAAAGAGCAACAGAGAGCUAAACUGCCUGCCAUUAACCCAGGAGACUGGAAUUUAUGUCCUGUGCAAAUAAUUGUUUUAAUGUUGCAUUAAAUUUUUUUAUACUUACUUUCCCUUUCUGGCUUUCUACCAGAACUCUGUUCAUGUACAAACAAAAGGAGAGAGGACAGAUUUUCCUCAAACUCCAUAUUCUCUAGUUCUGACAAAUCAUACAGUAUCUAGGUAUCAAGAACAAGCAGCAGUAUUGUUACCUGUCUCUUAUAAGAUUUUCUAAACUCCAGAUGAGAUGAACUACAUGGAGUUGCUCUGUUGUAAAAGAUGAUAUCACUGCGAUCAGAUAGUUUUGUGUGAUAUUUCUGUGAUAUGCAGUAAUACCUUUGGCAUGUACUCUGUAGGCAGUGGGUCAAAGCUAUCAAGCUAUGCAGCUGGUAUGGGUGUGAAAGAAUGACAUGGCCUUAGAGGAAAGAGCUGACCUGUCAUCUAAUUACUAAGCUGCCUCUCCAAAGCAUCCUAAUUACUGAGAUCUAUGCAGCUGCAUGGUGUUCAUUCUGCAAGUUGCUACUCUGACUGAGAGGAGGUCAGUUAAAGCAACACUAUCUAUACUAUUUUCGUACUGUACUUGAUAGUGUAGUCUCUCACAGUGACCCCAAAUAUCAGAGUAAUAUUUCAUUUGUGCUUAAAUGUGGUAAACUGACUUGUUCAUUUGUAAAUAAUGUUCUUUCCCAUUUUUAAAGCAUAUGCUUACAGACUUAGCCAUAAUUUGUAGAUUGUUGACACAUACAUACACUACCCUGUAUUUACAAUGUCAGAAGUUAAAAUUACUUAUUGUGUUUUUCGCUUAAUUCUCUGGUCUGUUGAUCGAAUAGAUUUGCAACAAAAACAAAAUUGCCGAUCAGUGCUCAUUUUCACUAUUUUGUCAACAAAAUAAAUUAUCUUUUAUUUUUUUGUCAGUCAUGAUGAAGACUCUCAGUCAUUUCAAGUUUAAACUGUUGGCUUAUGCUUACAUCACCCUAAGGCGGAGUCACUGAGGCAGUGGUUUGUCCAUGUGUGGGAAUAGCUGAUUAAGAGUGCCACUUCCCAGGGAUGUUCCCCAGAGGAAGCCCCAGUGGACAGGAUGAACCCUACAAAUCAGACCUACUUCCUCUCUCGCCCAAAAGGGGAGACCUUCAGAAGAAGAGGUCACAGAGCCUCCAGAGGCCAGAGGAUAAUGGACUUCAGGACCUUUCUGAUCUCUCCCCGUCUGGUGAAGACAGUAGUUCUGAUUGCCAGGAUGGCAUUGGGGCUGUAAAGGAUACUGUACCUAGUCUCACUGAAAGGAUCAGAAAUGAAGAAGAGAAGGAGGAAAUGCAGACUGAGCAGUCAGAACAAGGCUCUAGUAACAUAGUGGAACAUAUCCUAAAGGAGCUGAAAGGCAUCAACAAGAUUCAGGAGGAAAUAUCUGACCUGAGGCAGUAUCUAACAUCUGUGCGAGGCUCAGUGGAUGAAGUAUCUUGUUGUGUUGAUGCUGUACUCAGUGAAAUAGGUGAGCUGUACUCUGGGGCUUCAGCUGCACCUGAUCCUAGUCCAGUUUCUCAAACACCUCGCUUCAGGCGAGGAAGCCUUGGUAGGCAGAACGCCAUAACAUCUCUUUACUCAGAAUGUAUAACAUGUGACAGUACUCCCAAACCUUGGCAUGUUGAUAGGGUCACUCUUCAUUCAGACCAACAAACAGACCAACUGAACCUGGAGCAGAGUUCAAACAUGCUCCUGCCAGGCCCUGCAAAAACUGACCCUUGCUACCUGGAGCUUCAUCAUGGCCAUGGCUACCAAAGCACCAGCUCUUUGUCAUCAUGUCACAGUUCCAGCUGUCAAGAAGCAGGCUUUCUGUCUGGUGACACAGAAUACGACAGGUGGCCUUCUGCUGACAUGCAGCUCAGUAUAAGUGGAGAGGGAGGUUGGAGUGAGGAGGACAUCUGCUCUUGUGCAAACAGUACAGAAGAGCUGGAGAACUGUCUAGAUGUGUGGGGUAGGUGUGCCACAGAGGAGACGCAAAGCAGCACACCAGGUCAUUCUUCACACAACAGUUCUGAGCAUCUCUCAUUACUGUUUGGACACCAUUAUAAUUCCCCUUCAAGUACUUCCAGUGUUGUGGAUUGGAGACCUCCUAGACUACAAACUGAGGAAGAAAACUUGGAGUGUGACUGUUCCGCUAACUGCCCAUACUCACGUAGUUCUGGUUACCACACAAUGGAUGCUUGUGCAAAUGAAAUGGACAGUGGACCCUCUAGAAGUCUGAGCUACUCCACUGUACUGUUGACAGACUGUGAUGAUGGGUACCUGGAGCCACAUUCACCGUGCGAUGACUGUCCAUCAUCUGGUGACACUCUCGAUCUAGGGUCUGCUGACAGUUUGGACAGGGAGUGGACAGAUCACAGCAUCUCCAGGGAUGAAGUAGGAGAAUCAGUGACACAGGAGUCUUCUGAAAUAGAUGAUGAUAGCGCUAUGACUUCCAAUGUCGGUUUUGAUGCUACAGCUUUUAGCAAGGCUGUACUCACUUUUAGGUCAGCUUUGAAAGGGGCUCUGAAAAAGUUAGAAGGAUCCAACCCUGAAGAUUUGCAAGAUGGUAGUGAGUCUGAGGCAUCUCCAUCCCCUGUUAGACAAACCAGUGUACAGGAGCAGAGCAGUGCAGAGUACACAGAGAGAGAAGUUAGUCUGGCAGAAAAUCACACUCAAUUUGGCAUGCCAAACGAGGACAGUGAAGCUUCGGUCUAUAUGGAUUGUAAUGAAAUAUGUGAAAACCUGUUAUCCUCCUCUCAAACAUUUCCCCUUGAAGCAAGCCACUCUCUCACCUCAACCGAGCAUCACUCUGAAGAGAUUUCAAAUGGCAGUGGAGAAUGUCCAACAGAACUAUCUAACCUUGACUUAACACCAGACCAUCUUCCAGCAAGACAGGACGAAGGUGCACUGGGUCUGGUGCUCAGUACAGAUGAGGUGCGGUUAAGCCCAAUUAGAGAAAAUCACAUUCUCGAUGAGUUAAAUCAAGAAAAGCCUACCGAUGCCAGUCACAGAGAACGUAUAGCUAAUUUCCAGCGCAUUCUGAGAGAAAAGAGGCAAACUCGUCACAGACUGUCCAAAUCUGCUCAGGGGUCGCAAGGGUCCCAUGGCUCACAAGGGUCUCAGGGAUCCCAAUCUCAAGAUGAGUUUAUCUCAGAAUGUUGGAGAGAAGAUAAUCAGGUUCGAGAUGAGGAACCCAAUGCUAGGCAGGCCUGGGUUAAACCAGGUGGCGGAUCUGGUCUGUAUGGAAUUGACAGCAUGCCAGACCUGCGUAAAAAGAAGCCUAUCCCCUUGGUCAGCGAUGUGGCUAUGUCCCUCGUUCAAGCCAGGAAGGCAGGGAUCGCAUCUGCCAUGGCUGCACGCUCCUCAAUCAAGGAUGAGGAACUGAAAAAUCAUGUCUACAAGAAGACGCUACAAGCUCUCAUCUACCCCAUAUCCUGCACUACACCUCAUAACUUUGAGGUGUGGACUGCCACUACACCCACAUACUGCUAUGAGUGUGAGGGGCUGCUGUGGGGAAUAGCCCGCCAAGGCAUGCGAUGCUCUGAGUGUGGAGUCAAAUGCCAUGAGAAGUGUCAAGAGUUGUUGAAUGCUGACUGUCUACAGCGCGCUGCCGAGAAGAGCUCUAAACAUGGAGCUGAAGACCGUACCCAGAACAUUAUCAUGGCCAUGAAGGACAGGAUGAAGAUCAGGGAAAGGAACAAACCAGAAAUCUUUGAACUUAUCAGGGAAGUGUUUGUCAUCAGCAAAGCCAUCCAUGCUCAACAGAUGAAGACCAUCAAACAGAGCGUACUUGACGGCACAUCAAAGUGGUCAGCCAAGAUCACCAUCACAGUUGUUUGUGCCCAAGGACUUCAGGCAAAGGACAAGACAGGAUCCAGUGAUCCAUAUGUCACUGUUCAGGUGGGCAAGACCAAGAAAAGGACAAAGACCAUUUAUGGCAACCUCAAUCCUGUCUGGGAGGAGAAGUUUCACUUUGAGUGCCACAAUUCUUCAGACCGAAUUAAAGUGCGUGUGUGGGACGAGGAUGAUGACAUCAAGUCGAGGGUGAAGCAGCGUCUCAAGAGGGAAUCUGAUGAUUUCCUUGGCCAGAGUAUAAUUGAAGUUCGAACGCUGAGUGGAGAAAUGGACGUCUGGUACAACCUGGAGAAAAGAACAGACAAGUCAGCCGUGUCAGGUGCCAUUCGCCUCCAAAUCAGUGUGGAAAUCAAAGGGGAGGAGAAAGUGGCUCCAUAUCAUGUGCAGUACACCUGUUUGCAUGAGAACCUUUUCCACCACUCGACUGAUGUGCUGGGUCAAGGUGUGGUAAAAAUCCCAGAAGCUCGUGGAGACGAUGCAUGGAAGGUCUACUUUGACGAUGUGGCACAGGAAAUAGUGGACGAGUUUGCCAUGCGCUAUGGAAUCGAGUCAAUCUACCAGGCCAUGACGAACUUUGCCUGUCUGUCAUCUAAGUAUAUGUGCCCUGGGGUUCCUGCAGUGAUGAGCACCCUGCUGGCCAAUAUUAAUGCCUACUACGCCCAUACAACUGCCUCCACCAAUGUGUCCGCCUCUGACCGCUUUGCUGCCUCCAAUUUUGGGAAAGAACGGUUUGUCAAGCUUUUAGACCAGCUACACAACUCAUUGCGCAUUGACCUGUCAACCUACAGGAACCACUUUCCUGCCAGUAACAAGGAUCGCCUGCAGGAUUUGAAAUCCACCGUGGACCUUCUAACCAGCAUCACUUUCUUCAGGAUGAAGGUCCAGGAGCUACAGUCUCCGCCCAGAGCAAGCCAAGUGGUGAGGGACUGUGUCAAGGCCUGCCUCAACUCUACGUACGACUACAUCUUCAAUAACUGCCAUGAGCUGUACAGUAGACAGUACCAACCUGUUGACACAAACAAGGAGGAGCUCCCACUGGAGGAACAGGGUCCUAGCAUCAAGAACUUGGACUUCUGGCCCAAGCUCAUCAUGCUCAUUGUCUCCAUCAUUGAAGAGGACAGGAACUCUUACACGCCUGUUCUGAACCAAUUCCCUCAAGAGCUGAACGUAGGGAAGGUGUCAGCAGAGGUCAUGUGGACCUUGUUUGCUCAAGACAUGAUGUAUGCUAUGGAAGAGCAUGAGAAGCACAGACUGUGUAAGAGCACUGACUACAUGAACCUGCACUUCAAGGUCAAGUGGCUCUACAAUGAAUAUGUCAAGGAGCUGCCAAACUUUAAGGGCGUUGUUCCUGACUACCCAUCCUGGUUCCUUCAGUUUGUGUUGCAGUGGUUGGAAGAAAAUGAAGACGUAUCUAUGGAGUUUAUGCAUGGAGCACUAGAGAGAGACAAAAAAGAUGGAUUCCAGCAGACAUCUGAGCAUGCUCUGUUCUCCUGCUCUGUGGUGGACAUUUUCACCCAGCUCAACCAGAGCUUUGAAAUCAUCAAGAAACUGGAAUGUCCUGACCCUAAUGUUAUGGCUCAAUAUAGCCGCCGCUUCUCCAAGACUAUCGCCAAAGUUCUUCUGCAGUACAGUGCCAUUUUGACUAAGAGUUUUGCUUCUUAUAUUGACAAAGAGAAGAUUCCAUGCGUCCUGAUGAAUAAUGUGCAGCAGUUAAGAAUCCAGCUGGAGAAGAUGUUUGAGUCGAUGGGUGCCAAACAGAUGGACACUGAGGCCAGUGACUUACUGAGUGACCUGCAAGUGAAGCUGAACAACGUGCUGGAUGAGCUCAGCAGCACAUUUGGGAACAGUUUCCAGAGCCGUAUAAAUGAUUGCAUGCGACAGAUGGCAUCUCUGCUGUACCAGAUCAAAGGACCUCUCAACGCCAACAACAAAAACCAGGUGGAGGCCGACUCUGACAACAUGCUGCGGCCACUCAUGGAUUUCCUAGACGGAAGACUGACACUGUUUGCUACCGUAUGUGAAAAGACUGUACUGAAGCGUGUGCUCAAGGAGCUGUGGAGGAUCGUAAUGAGCAGCCUGGAGAAGACCAUCGUCCUACCGCAGGGCAACGAUACCUUUGGUGCACAGAUUCUCUCAGCUGCGAAAGAACUGGGUCAACUCUCAAAACUCAAAGAUCACAUGGCAGGGGAGGCUAAAAGCUUGUCUCCCAGGCAGUGUGCUGUCAUGGAUGUGGCACUGGACACUAUCAAGCAAUACUUCCAUGCAGGAGGCAACGGGCUGAAGAAGGCGUUCCUGGAGAAGAGUCCUGAGCUGUCCUCACUUCGUCACGCUCUGUCCCUCUACACUCAGACAACAGACACUCUCAUCAAGACCUUUGUGACCACCCAACAUGCACAAGUGCACAACGGAAAGGGUAUUAGGUUAACUCCCAAUGAAAAAAUACAGCCCAGCAGGGGUUCAGGCGUGGACAAGCCAAUAGGUGAGGUGUCUGUCCAGAUCGAGCUGCACACUCAUCCUGGGAGUGGAGAGCGGAAGGUGACCGUCAAAGUCAUGGGAGCCAGUGAUUUAAAGUGGCAGACGACUGGCAUGUUCCGACCCUUCGUGGAGGUCACCAUGAUCGGGCCUCACCUCAGCGACAAGAAACGCAAAUUCCAAACCAAAUCCAAGAAUAAUAGCUGGUCUCCCAAGUUCAAUGAGAGCUUCCACUUUGUUCUCGGUAACCAGGAUGGCUUUGAGUGCUACGAGCUGCAGAUCUGCGUCAAAGACUACUGUUUCGGUCGUGCUGACAGAGUGGUCGGCUUGGCCGUGAUACAGCUAAGAGACAUCAUGGCAAAGGGCAACUGCGCGUGCUGGUGCCCGCUGGGCCAACGCAUCCAUAUGGACGACACAGGCCUCACCACCAUGCGGAUCCUGUCCCAGCGCUCCAACGAUGACGUUGCCAAGGAGUUUGUGAGACUGAAAUCAGAGACUCGUUCGGCUGAGGAGGGCAGAUGAGGAGAGCUGGAGAGGAAGGGAGGAAGAAGGAUGUAAAAGCGUGGAAGGUGCCCUAAUUUCAAAACAACAGGAUCCCACAUGACACACAUCUUGUCAUAAAACAAGGAAAUUUUAUUUUCCAUAGAUGACCAUGUGGACUUUUUCUCAGACCUUUUAUGUGUCUUAGCUGCUGUCCACAGACACACAUUCACACUCUGGGUAUUUUGGACAAACAACUUUUUCAUGUUCCUCAAACACUUUACCAAGCUGCUGUACAGCACUCGACUGCAUAGACGCAGGCUCACUCAACGUUCACACCCACCUGCUGUUUCACUAGGCACUGACCACUCCACUCACUCCUUCAUUUAACCUUUAUUAUUACCCAUCUUCCCAUCAGUUCACACACCACAGCCUCAAGGGAACAGAGGAUGCCAGUCCCCUCUGCCGGGCCCAAACAAGUUCCCACCCCUCCCCAUUGUUGUUGUGCAAUAACCCCACCUAAGCCCCUCAAACUGUGUUUGAUGCCUUACACUCUGCAAACUGUGAAUGUGUGAAGUGAAAAAAAAAUGUCUUUUGAAUGUCCUGCUAUAUAACAUAACUGUGAUGGUUUGUUUAAAUGUGAAAAUGCUGUAUGGUUUAUCUCAUAAAGGUGUAUUUUGUUUGAUGAAUGAAUGAAUGAAUGGCAGCUAGCAAGGCGACAGUCCUUAUUUUUGAGGUCUGUCAGUUGAGGUGGAAGUGAAACUGAUCAAACAAAGGUAAUCAUGUACAGUUAAUGUGUCAGGAGAAGGCACUUAAACUACUAACACUUAAUUUGACCUCUUCGUUCAAAGUCAGUUAAAUGUGUGCCUUGCACGUGUCAAGUCUCCAUUCCCAGUAAAGCAGUGAUAUGAUCAGUAAACAAUCUAAGUGGCAAAAUCGACAAUAGCGUGAUUUAAACCUAAACCUCAUAAAACAAAUGAGUGUGUGAACAUACACUCUGGCCAUAUUGAUUUAGAAAUAUAAGCUCCAUUGACAACUCUUUGGUCAUGUUGUGUAACGCUGAUGGUGCAGCCAUUUUAUUUAUUUUUAUACAUAUUUAUUUUUCUCUGUGCUUUUUAGCGGCAGUGGUUUAAAAUGUUGUUUACUGCUGGGAAGAGACGUGUCUGAGAAUUUGCACAGCGGUUGCUGCUGCAGCGUUGUGUACUUGAGCUGCAGUUCCUACCGAAAACUUCCUUCACAAGAUGAGAUAGACACCGUCAGAAUAAAAUGACAGCUGGUUAUGAAAUUACUAACAAAGCUGGUAAAUCAUGUUCUGGACUUACAACAGUGAUUCUUGGCUCUAGGCUCAGUUGAUAAUUUUUUCUUCCAGAAAAAAAUAAAUAAAUAAAUACCUGAACAUUUGAACACAAGCUCCACAGCUGCUAAAGGGUGUAGAACUGCUUAUGGUUUACAUAUAUCUUCCUGCUCUGUUUUCUUCUACUCCUACUAUGAGUGGCCUUACUUUAGUGAAAUAAAAGCAAACAAAAUAUGUGUAUCUUUUUAAUCUUUUUUUUUUUUUUUUUUUAAUCCUUAUGUUUCUUUUGGCUCUCAGCAAUGAGGAUUGGCCACUUCUUUGCCCUUAAUGAUAUCAAAUAAGUUUUCCAAGUGAUGCUCCUUAUCAUUUUUGUACUUUUUAUCUUUGCUAUUGCAAAUAUUAUAAGUGUAUCUAGUAGUUUGUUAUAUUUUGUGUUCUGUUCCCUCUGUUGUUCUGUGAAUGUAAUCCUCUUUAAUAGUUGACUGUAUUGUAAGAUAUGUUUCAGUUUUGUGGACAGGAGUCCUACACAGUGAGAUAUGUGCCAGUGAAUUUGUUCAUAACUGAUGGAAGAAUAUUAAAAUGUUACUCUUAAUGAAAGAUGGAUAUUGCUGUAAUAUGAUAACCUCGGUGUGUGCACAUUUUUUAACCGAUCACUUUGUGGAAACCACAAAUUCACAUUCCUCUUUGUUACAUCUCAUUAUCCAUUGUGUAUAAUUUAUAGUUGUAUGAAGGCAAAUGUUUCAUAGCCAUUCUGUAAUAUACAUGUUCCUUGUGCCAAGUUGCAAGUGUUCACUUUUUUUUUGUAUUUCCGUUCUCUAAAUUUGUUAACUUUUGCACAAAAAUCACAAAAUCACUGCAGUAGCUAACAAGUAUAGUACAUCAGUCACACUAACUGCAUUUUUGUGGUGUUUUUUCUUUGUGUUGUCACUGCUGUUGUCAAUGUGUAAACAUCCAAUGUAAACAUGAAUUUUGUAUAAAGUAUUUGACAAAUAUC
Messenger RNA from Scatophagus argus, 9758 nucleotides. Its product is annotated as protein unc-13 homolog B-like. The transcript has 33 exons. The coding region runs from base 1711 to 7512 and encodes 1933 amino acids. Gene Ontology annotation, biological process: synaptic vesicle priming; dense core granule priming; neuromuscular junction development. Lineage: Eukaryota; Metazoa; Chordata; Actinopteri; Scatophagidae. The record is from RefSeq and is a predicted model, not a curated record. Gene Ontology annotation, molecular function: calmodulin binding; phospholipid binding; diacylglycerol binding. Gene Ontology annotation, cellular component: synaptic vesicle membrane; presynaptic membrane; terminal bouton.